ACACAUUGUCUAUGUGACACACAUUCUGUGCAUAUUUUCACUGACACACACAACACAUAAGAACGCUAUCACUGAGGCCUGCCCCCCCAACCCCUACACACUCAUACCAAUCGCAGAGAGUGCUUUGUGCAUUCACUGACUGGCUGGGCAGUUACUGGAGAGAGAGAGCAAGACUGGUGGGAGGGGGAAGAUGGAGACAGCAAGACACAGAAAUAUUAGAAAGAGAAGCAGACAGAUAGAGAAGAAGGAGAAAUUAAUACUGGGGGGGACAUUAGAGACAGAUCCUAACUGGUGGGAAGACAGACUGAGCAGGGCAGGAAGGAGAGUACAGAAAUAGGAAGGGAGCCGGGAAUUGUCCAGUAGAGAGGAAGAGAGGGAGUUGUUGUUGUUAAAGAGACUGAGAGGAACUGAUGGGAUGGCAUUGAUCUCUGGGAGCUGCCGACUCCUGGGCCAGAUGGCGUCUUGUUGCUGCAGACCUCUCCUCAGCUCCUCCUGUUGCGGACCGCUCAUCAAACUGUGCCUCUCCUCAUUCACAGACAUCUCUCCUGCCGAACUGGAUGCUCUAUGGAGGGAACCGCCAUAUACUCUCGGUGGAGCUAAUGAACACUUCCCAGGAAAUGACAUCAUGACUCAAGGUGCUGGUGAAGAGGAGGAUGUUGCAAUAGUAAUAUCAGGUGAAGGUACGGUGGAGCCUGACAGUUACUGGAAGAAGAGGAAGGAGGCCUUCCUUAGAGGAAGUACCGUGUCACUUGGAGACAAAUUCUCUUCAGAAAUCGUGCUACUGUUCACCGGACGACGGCGUUCCAGUGCAGAUUCUGACCGGACCCUGCAGGAGGCGCUACGCACACGACUCCGAGUGGUGGAGAGCAACAGCCAGGACGUCAUACAGCUCUUCAAAGACUUGUCUGCACGUCUGGUCUCUGUCCACGCUGAGAAGGAUAGCUUUGUACUCACAUUCAAAACUGUAGAGGAAAUCUGGAAGUUUUCAACAUACCUUGCACUAGGCUAUGUGGCUCGUUGCUUGGAAAACUUCCUCUGCGAUCCGUCAUUCUGGCUGGACCCAGAGCUGCUCAAUGACUUGCAGAUCAGUGUGACGGUGGAUGAGGAACAUCUGGCCACACUGUACCUUGGACUUUUACUCCAGGAAGGAUCCUGCUUUGCUAAGGCGCUGUUCACCAGAGCCGACAAUGACGAGGAUGAGGAGCAGCUGUCGUUCCAAAAGAAUGACCUCUUGGUGGUGAGGGACACGGGGCAGGAUGACAUGUGGGAGGGCACCUUGCUCACCACUGGAAACCACGGCAUGGUGCCAGUCACUGCCAUGCAGCCCCUGCCCUACCCGUUCUAUCAGUGGUUCCUGAAGAAGUACCCAGUCUAUGCUGGAUGCUCACAAACAGAAAGGGAACCAUUUGAGCAUCCUAUCGUGACUGGCUCCUGUGUGGCAGUAGCUGACUACAGCCCAGUGGGACCAGAUGAGCUCCCGCUCAGCCAAGGUGACGUUGUGGAGAUCCAGGGUCUGUUGCUCCGAAGCCUGGGUGUUUUCAUAGGACGACACACUUCAACUGGAUGCCGCGGCUUUGUUCAAAUAGCUCACGUCAAGCCUCUCAAUACUGCACCCUUAGAUGGACAAUUGGUCUUUCUAACCGAGGAGGAGAAAGCCAGCCUUGCUCAGGUUAACCCUUGCAGUUCUGAGCUGAGCGACAGCGGCCUGCUGGAAAGGCUUUUCUCGACUGACAUCAGCUCCGUUUACAGGCUAGAUAGGCUGGAUGAAACCGACUUCAUGUACAUUAGGAGUCGGCCAAAACAUGAUCUUAAAGGCCUUACGAGCGCUCGUCAAAGCAUCAUGUCAGAGAGAAGUGGAGUCACACCCACCCACCAGUCGUCCCCUCGCCAAUCGCUCUCUCGCUCCUCUCCUCAUCUGUCCCUCUGUCACUCUCUCAACCCUCUGCCACGAGAGGGAGAGCGCCUAUCCUUCACCCUGGAUGACACAUUCAGAGAACUGGACGAGUUCCAGGAAGAUCCUCCUCUUUUCUUGGAAGAGAACAGCUGGGAUGGGGAGGAGUCAGAGAGCAGUGACCCUACACUGACUCUACUCAACCAGGAACACUUCCAGGAUGCUUUCUUGCCCCUAUAUGACCUGCAGUAUUCCUUCCUGUGGGUGACUUUCAGCGGCAAGACUGAGGACGAGCUGUCAGGUCACCUUGAGAGUGUCAGAGAGUGUGCCAAGAGAAUGGGAAUGCACUGGGCGCAUCGGCGGGCAUGCUUUCUCCUGGGGAGACUAUGUGCCAGGAAGCUAAAGUUCUCACAGGCACGUGUAUACUACGAGGAAGCUCUGAGCGUCAGUGUCGACAGCUUCUCUGACGUUCAGCUCCUCGUUGCCCUCUUCACAAACCUCACUGCUAUUUACCUGAAGCAACGCAUGACUGACAAGCUGCCCCAGACUCUGGAGAAGGCCAGCGCCCUGCUCCUAUGCCUCCCCUGUCGUUCCUUCACAUCGACCGAUGAAGUCGAACUGCUCAAGGUGCUCCUGAGGAGAUCGGUGGUGAUGGUGGACAAGCACCUGGAGGCUCGUAUCUGCUACCUCAUGUCCACCCUCUUCCUGCUACUCAAGAAGAGCGAUGACGCUCUUCCUUUUGUCGAGCGGCUCCAGUUUCUUUCACUGACUCUGUCUGCCGCCGACGGGCAACCGAUAGCUCCUUUGGAUCUCAACUGGCUCCUCAGUUGGCUCUAUCACUGCAAAUACAUGCCUUACUUAGCACUUGCCUCGCUGAGCCUGGAUUCGAGACAGGACCACUCUCUCCACAAUGUCUUUCAGAGGAUUGAAUUAUUUAUCAGGAACUCUGUUCGUUUGAACCCCUGCUGGAAGGAAGGAACCUCACUGCUCCCUGCUCAGAUCGUAGUUUACCUGCAGCAGACUCUGGCAAUAGCCGAGCGCGGGGAUGACAUGAAGAUCCAAAGGGACCUGUGUUUGGGCUUGGCCUCAGUUUACCAGCAGUACGGCGCUCUUGAUAAAGCACUGCACUGUGCUCAACGAGCUGUGGAGAAAGGAGGCCACAUCAAUGAGGAGGAGGGAUUUGAGGCAUCUGUGUUGCUUGGGUGGUUGCUGGUGUUGACAGGCCAGGCUGAGAAGGCCCAGAGUGUUCUACAACCACUGCUCACAUCACUACAGGGAACAGACAGUCCCACUCAGCGAGGUGUGAUCCAUAACCUGCUGGCUUUGUGUCUGAGGCGUCAGGGUCGCAUCCCAGAGGCAGGAUGGCACCUCCACUCUGCCUUGGUAAUCUCCAGAGAAAAUGGAAACCAAAGGAAUCAGGCCCUGGCACUUGCCAACCUGGGGUGUCUGGCACUGGACGCGGGGGCGUCUUUGAUUGCAGAACGCUUCCUGGUCAGAUCCAUGUGCCUUUUUUGGGAUCUCUGGGAAAGCCCGACAGAUGAGGAGCACGUUCAAACCUACCUGUGGCUGGGGCGUAGCUACAAAGACAGGGGGCGGAGUCAGGACAUCAGGGCAUGCUAUGAAAUUGGGUUACUAAUUGCACUACAUGCCAAAAACCUACACAGUCAGAUGGUGGUGGCCAAGGUGCUGAGCCGACUGUAUGCUGACAUGCUGCUUUAUGGUCAGAGCAUUGUCUACUAUGAGCACUGUGUGUCAGUGUCCAGAGAACUGAAGGAUAAGAGACUGGAGGGGGAGUAUCUGGAAAAGCUCAGUAGCCUCUACCUCACACUCAACGAUGAGAGGUCAUCUCGUAAAUCUCUCGACUACACCAAACAAAGCUUGAGAAUUUCUAUCGAUCUGGGAAAGAAAGAGGAAGAGUCUGAGACCUGGCUACAGGUCGGACGCAUUUAUUAUCUCGUUUAUGAGGAUGAGUUGGCUGACAUGUAUUUACAGGCAGCAGUAAAGACAGCCUUAAGGAUGAAUGACCCUCACUUUGCCAUGAGCAUCUAUGAGGAGGCAGGAGAUGUUUACUUUAAAGGUCACAGGAACCGGAUGGCUUCACUGCCGUUCUACAGGGAUGGGAGUCUGCCGUUUGCGAGGAGCAUCGAUGACAUCCACUCAGAGUUUCGAUUGUUAAGUAAACUCACAGACCUGCUGAUGAAUGAAAAGGAGCACGAGGAGGCUCUGCAGUAUGCAACACUGGCUGUCCAGGUCGCCAGCAAAACAGGAGUGAGUGUGAAUGAGAGGAGUGCUUACCAUCGAUUAGCUACAAUUUACUACAGUCUGGAGCAGUAUGAGAUGGCAGAAAACUACUACCUGAAGUCGCUGUCACUGAGUCCGCCUGUCCUACAGCACCCCAUGGAGGCUCGCUACUACACCAAGGUCUACUGCAGGCUGGGAAACUUCACUCUACACAAACUCAAGGAUGCUUUUGAUGCAGUGGGCUACUUCCAGCUGGCUCUGGCAGCAGCACUUGAGGACCAAGCUAACCCUGAGGCUCUGUAUGUGGUGUACAUGAAGCUGGCCGAGAUCCAUGGCAACCACAUGCCCGAUGCUGAGCUGUGCCAAGUUUACAGAGACAGAGCCCAGAGUCUGAAGAGAGUUUUGGCUGGAUUGGAAGGCACUGCUGUUGGACAGGAAAACAAAGAUGAUGCAGAUAGAGAGGCUGUCCAAAAUAUGGAAAAGAACUUGGAUGCUGACGUGGGAUAUACAGAAAAUUUGGUUAAGUCGAGCUCCUCUUUUUAUUCUAUACCUGAAAGUGUGACGAAUGAAGAUGACUUGGCUCCAAGAACUCGUAGGAUGCACGUGAAAUCAGACAACAGAUGCACAGACGCUAAUCUUAGAUUAGGUGCUAAUGGGAAAACCCACCAUAACUAUCUUCCUGACUCAGUGGAUGUGUCUGGCUCUGAGACAGAUACCAUCGCCAGUCAGUCGUACAGUGAAAGCAUUUUCACGGAGUCCUUCGAUACAGCCAAGGAGGACAUGUCAGACUCCAGCAGCUCUACUGACACUCUACAAACUCACCUGAAGCCACCUGAACAUAACAUUCCCACUCAAAUACCUGUUAAUCGCACAAGUGAUGUCACAGGAGACGCACAGUCCAAAGACGCUGAUUCUGAUACUCAGGAUGACGAAAACACCCUCACUAAUGAGACUCCAGCUCAAACAGAGCCUGGUACUGACCAGCGUGUUGUUAUAAACAAUGAUGAAGCUCUAAGAGAGGGCAAAGAGAGAAAUGGUUGUGAGACUGGUGGCGCUCACAGUUAACAGGCUGACGGAGGCACAUAGUCUUUCUCCCUUUACGGAUCUUGCCGGCUUUUGCUUCAUCAGGUCACAUGUGUCUUGGCAGGGAAAAAGCCACAGGGCACAAACCCAAUACUGUAAAUCUAUGUGACAAUUCGCUGAUUUAGAGCAUGUGCAUUCUGUCUUAUGCAAUCACAGGGCACUGUGCUUGCAAUAUAUGUUUUGUACAUUUUUGUAUCUCUGGAAGAUAUGACACAAACAUAAAAAAAAAGUGUUAUUUUCUUUGCUGAGUGUUGAUUUUUAUGUGGUUGCCCAAUCAAAUAAGAGAGGAAUAUGCAGAGUAUGUGCAUGUUUCCAUAAGGAAGAACAGAUAUAAAACACGAAUAAUAAUUACUGCUCAUUUAUACUACCAGCCGUUACUGCUAUAAUGGUUGGUAGUAUUAAUGAUUCUUUGUGGUAGCAUUUCAUGAGCAGUGCCACCCAUUCCAGUAUAUGCAUACAUAUAUAUAGUUAGGUUUCCUAGAAACCAUUUCAAAACAAAGUUAAGUGUGAUAUGCUGUAAAUGUAGAGGAAGUUUUAAACAUAAGCAGAAGUAUGUCUGAGUUAUUUAAAUACAAGGUUAGAUAAAAAUAAUUUGCAUACAGGUGACACGUGCGUUAUUCAGCAGCUUACUUUCCUUAAUGAUGUCAGAAAGAAAUCACAAUGUUCCAGGUGAGAUUUCAUGCCUGAAACCAGGCAAAAAGAGGACAGAAGAGUAAAUAGUGUGAGAAAGUGAUCCCGAAUGCUCUGCAGCUUCCCUGCAGUGUAUUCCAGUAUGUUUUGUCCCUGUGGCUUUGUUUCUUAUUUGUGUUUUGGUUGAUAGAAAGACCACCAUAAACUGAUGCAGACUAGGCACAAUUUGGUGAGGAAAUUGUGAAAAUAUGAAGGUUCUGAUGCUCCCUGUGUUGAAAUUGACCUUAUUCCUGUUGUGUUUAUUGUUAUAAUGGAAAUGCAAAAGAAGGAAUGAAAGAGAAAAUGGUGCAUUUGUUUACCAUAAUGUUGUCUUCAUUGGGUUUAUGUCACAGUGCUCAAGUAAGUUUCUGUUUUUUGACAACCAUGAAGUGCUCUUAGAUGGCAAAGAGCAUGUUCACAGCAGCUCACUUGAUCAGUUAAAAGUCUCGAGCAGGCCAGUUUGAUUCAGAUUUAGCAAUGAUGGCAGGAGGAAUGGAUCCAAGUGACCUCACCGUUUCAGGAGGGAUCUUGGCCACAAAUGCUUUUCGACAGAGUAGUGUGUCUUUGAAAACUGUGGUCUUAAAAAACGUUUUAAUUUAAACCUGUGGGAGUAGUAGAUGGUUAAAGAACUGGUUCUAAUAUAGCGGUUUUCUGCUGGAGCACUCAAAGCACUUUAUGCAACAUGUCUAUCUAACAAUGACAUUCCUAUGAACGCAUCUAGAGCAACUUGAGGUUCAGUAUCUUGCCCAAUGAUACUUUGGCAUGUAGACUGGAGCAGCCAGGGAUCGAACCACCAACCUUCCAAUUAGCGGGUGAGCUGCUCUGCCUCCUGAGCCGGAGGCAAGAACUGUAUGUCGCAUUAAUGCGACAUAAAAGGAAAAGAGAAUAUCUUCCUCGGGUGACUAAGAAGGUGAAGAAUGGAUUCAGACUGUAAGCAAGAACAUCCAUAAGCAGAAGAAGCAGAUGGAUAACGUCAUCUGGUUAGGCUGCAUAAAGCCAUCAUAACAAAGAUGAAUGCACAUUUGAGAGUUCAGCUGUGCAAAAGCCAUUGAUACUCGUCAACAGUGCCUUGUCACCUUGUCAACAAGAAAGCUCCUAUUUUGCCUUUCUGCGUGGUUUGUAUGUUCUCCCUGUGCCUGUGUGUCUUUCUGGAUGGAUAAAAGGAAUGGAUGCAUGAAACUCAUCCAUAUUUCAUUGACAUUUUUAGUCCAGAGACAUGGAUGUUAGGCUAACCAGUGAUUAUCAUUCUGAAUUAGAAUGAAUGUGGUGUGAAUGAAGGCUGUGUACAGUAUAAUUUCCCUUAAAUGUGAUUUGUAAUCAAAGUGCUCUGAAUGGUCAGUAAGACCAGAAAACGGAGUGCAUUAAAUUGUAAAGGUCCAUAUAUUUGUUAUAAUAUAAAUGAUAUAAGAAUAGGUUUUGUAUUAAUCAGCUGAAACUUUAGUCAGCAAAUUAAAAAAUAAAGCACCUGAUCAUAAUCAAGUAUUUAUUUAUAUAAUGCACAAGUUUCCAUUUGGUGAAGCACAAAUAAAAAAAAUAAUUCAAAGUAAAUAUUAAAAGUCACUAAUAAAGUUGUCUUUACAUCAAUCCUGAGCUAUCCGAUUUACAGUGAAAGCCUUCCUGAUACUGAUAUUUUUUUUUUUUAUUAUUGCUUAUUUUUGCCAAUGCUGGGAAGUGACCUGUUCUGUACCAGCUGAAUUACAAAUGCAGGGACGGCAGAAAGAGAGCACAAUAGAAAUAAACUUUCCACCAAAUGCCUGGAAACCACAAAUCCAGGGUGAGCAUAAUGAAAAGUGUCUUUUCAGUCCUUUUACAAGCUUAUUGGAAUCCACUGAUUGGGAAAUACUAUAUUUACUAAUUACAUCAAGCCUAGUCAAAUAAAUGUUGUUUCACAAGGGACAUCACAGGAAACAGAAGUCUAAAAUACACCCACAAAAGAGACUUCAUUUCAAGUAGUUUGGUACUUCCCAGAGUGUCUUUUUAGUGGAUGACAGGCCACUUUAGUACAUCAACUGUUUUUGUGGUUUGGCAUUGACUUUCUGAUAUAAGGAAAGCGUGCUCUUAAAAAGAGGUCGCCAAUGGCAGCAUGCUAUGUUGUUCAGAAACCUGAAUAUGUCCUUCAGCAAUAUAAAGACUUUGAGAGAUGUGCAAGUCACCCAUGCUAUGUGCAUGAACACACUUUCACUCAUGAAACUCAUGCCUAAGAUCAAUAAGGACGAGUUGUGUUCAUUCAUCUGCCAUCUGUGUUUGAGCUACUACUGCACAACUCAGUUCUGUUGUUAUCAUAUUCAUUUUCUUGCCCACCUCUGUUGCACAUCCUUUAAAUCUCACUGCUUUUCUGUCAUUCUGCCUGUUACACUCUCAUUUGUCCAAUCCAUCUCCUCCUGACCACCACCAACAUCUAGACUCAAGGAGAACCUUCCUACUUCCUAACAUUGUUUCACUCCACUCUGAUAUGGAGCUUCACUGGAGUCUACUUACCAGAUCUGUAUCUGUAUUUCAGUAAAUCUUCCUUCAAAUGAGCUGAUGACCGGCUGGAUGGUGCUGGUCCACAGUGUGAUCCAAUAAUAAGGUCACAAGAGUUUUCCUCCUCCAAGCUCUAGAGUUCUAAGACACUAUUUCAGCCAUUCACAAUUGGUUAGCCGUGAUUACUGGUAGUAUACAAAGAUUUUUUGAUAUUCUCUGAAUCCUUUAAUCACAUUGUGCUCCUGAGAUGAUGAAAUCCAGAAAUCUGUAGCAGUUUUGAACAAUAUUCUUCAUUUGUUAAAUGUUUCACUGCCAAUCUUUCACACAAGCCUGAACCGUUAGCCAACUUGAGACUGCUAAGACUUUACUAAGUUAUCACAUUGGCCAUGAGAUGUGAGAAGAAGUGUUUCCACUAUUUGUUUAUUUUUAAUAUUCGACAACUUUUCAUUCCAAAUGUGAAAAAAAAUAAAAAGAAAGUGUGGUCGUAUUUUCAAAGACAAAUCAGAUUGAUCAUUUUCAGAUUUUGGUGUCAUUUUUUCCUCUCUCUAAAUAUUUAUCAUAUGACAAUGAGUACUGAGCAAAAACUAAGCACUAAUAUUUUAUGUAACAGAGUUCUGUUGUACCUUAAGCUCAUUUAGAGGGAAGCAAAAAAUCAUGCUGUAAUUAUACAGUAUUAUUAGGGGACCAGGUAGACUUCAGUUUGCAGUGUGACUAUGGUUGACCUCCUCUCCACUGACCACAGUGCUCUCUGGGCUAAAAUAAAUUAUUUGGAGAACUAUAAAAAGGCAGGAGUCUAAGCAAGCAGAUAUCUCUGUUUUUCUAUUUCUGCUUUCAAAAGUUCUUUUUUAAAUAUACAUCAUAACUUAUAAAAGCUUUUUUUUUUUUUUUAAUAAUGGAGGGUUUUUGUAAAUUUGGCACUUCUUAAACAGCUCCACAAGAGGGCACUCUCUUACUGAUUUACUAUUUGGCUGUACAGUAAAAACUAUCAGCAUGGUGUUCCCGUCUUCAGCCAGAGGUGGGCAGUGAAAGACAAUGCUUAACUUCAUGAUAGUUUUUUUUUUUU
Messenger RNA from Haplochromis burtoni (Burton's mouthbrooder), 9410 nucleotides. RefSeq names its product SH3 domain and tetratricopeptide repeats 2 (gene sh3tc2). NCBI's taxonomy places the organism in Eukaryota, Metazoa, Chordata, Actinopteri, Cichliformes, Cichlidae. Gene Ontology annotation, molecular function: protein binding. The record is from RefSeq and is a predicted model, not a curated record. The coding region runs from base 416 to 5197 and encodes 1593 amino acids. Gene Ontology annotation, cellular component: recycling endosome. Gene Ontology annotation, biological process: regulation of ERBB signaling pathway; regulation of intracellular protein transport. The transcript is spliced from 22 exons.